GUUUACAUGAAAAUUUUUCACAGUGUAUUGUGCAAGAGAAAUGAAAAUUGUGAAUUUUUACGGUAAACAAUCAAAAGAUGACACUUAAAGGAGAUGAAUUCUUCUCAAAAGCUAUACAAGCACUUGCUCGGUCGUUAGCACAUCUUAAUCCAACACCAGAAGACAAAUUCCAGCAGCUUUUACGGUAUUGCCCACAAGAAAGCUCGGCUGGAGUCUUUUGCAUUGAUUCAAGAAGUUAUGAAGCUAUUGUUGCUCUUGGCUUAUAUUUUCUGGAAAGUGAUUAUCAAUAUGAGAGUUUAAUCGUUCCUUACCUUAUACGACUUCUCAAGGGAUUACCGAAAUCAAUUCAUAAAGACGAAGAUCCAAAAGCUUUAGAAAAGAAAAUUGACAAACUUCCUGGAACCGAAAAGUUUUCAUUUUGCCUCAACACUCUUCUAAGUGACAUCGCCGUUUUUUGUCCAGAUCGACAUGAUGAAAUCAUCCAAACGCAAGUUGAAGUAUUCGGAACGUUGACUAAUAUGAUUGUUUCAAAAAAUAGCGAUAAGAAUGUUUACACACCAACUUUAUGCAAAGACAUUGUUCCAAUUUUUUUGGGAUUGGCGAGAUCGAUUGGACGUUUUGCAACCAAAGAGCCACCAUUGCUUUGUCGCAUGUAUCCAAUUCCGGAGAAACCUGUUGUGAAAACAUCAAAUCUCGAUCAGAUCGUAGUGAACGAUGCUCAGAAGUUUUCACCGAAUUUUCGUCCAAUUAUUCCACGUUCAAUGUCUGGAAGUUUGAACAUCGAAGGUAUAGAAGCUAAGAAAGGUUUAACAACUCCAACAGCUUCACCAAGAAAAAAUGAACCUAUGACAAAUAAGAAGUUAUUCAGUUACUAUUCAGUUCCUUAUGAUCCCACAAGAUAUUUCUUCACGAAAUUCGGAUCAAGUUUUAAUCAAUUCCCCAACAUGAGAUCAUUUGAAAUUGAUGGUGAGAGUGAAUCGCAAAGUAAACAUGAGAAAACUCAAUUUCCUGUCAAUCAUCUUCAACAAAUUUUUGCAUUUUCAAAGAAACUUCUUGCAAAAGAUGUGCUUGAUUAUCUGGAUGAGAAAGCUGAAGACAUUUUUGCUUUACUUCAGAACAAAACUUUCGGAUAUAAAAGUUUCUCUGAGACUAUUAAUUUAGUUAUUGUGACAUUGCUUCGGGAACUUUUACAAAAUCAAACAGAAUUAUCAACACCAUUCACGAAAGAUAUUCAAGAGUUUGUUAAGCAACUUUUCUUAAAUGGUCAAACUGAAAUCAACAACAAAGCACAUGAAGAUCAUAAGAAAAGUGAAGUCGAAGGAAAUAUUGUGAAUAAAUAUAAAAUUAACAUAAUGGCAAAUGCAGCGUGUGUUGAUCUUCUGGUCUGGGCAAUUCGUGAUGAAACUGAGGCUGACAAACUCUGCAGUCGUUUACAUCAAAAACUCAACACAAAUAUCGGUCACAAAAUUAUGUUAGAUCAUAUGCCGCUACUGAUGGUUUGCUUGGAGGGUUUAGGGAAACUUGCAAAGAAAUUUCCAAGUAUCGCUGGAACGUCAAUAUCAUAUUUAAGAGAUUUUCUGGUCGAUCCAAGUCCGAUUCUCGCAAAGCUUCAUAGUCAAGCAGUAAUUCAACAAAAGAAACAAAAAGAAGUCGCACCCUAUCGAAUUGUUGUUCAAAGUCCCGAACUUCGUUCCAUCACCGAUGAACAACAAAAGCCAAUGGGCUUAACAAAAUCACCAGUCUCAGCAUUUGAAGCAUUACGUGAAGCAGCAAUUGAAAAUCUUAGCAUUGCAUUACGUGCAGCUCAUCCUACAGAUCAAUAUUGCGUCCCAGCUUUAAUCGCGAAUGUUUCAAAUCGGCUUUUUAUUGCUGAAAAGAAUGAAAGUGAAUCAAAUUUAGUCUCACUUAACAUCAUUGUUAUGCUUGGACAUGUUGCAGUUGCUUUGAAAGAUACAGCAAAGACGACUCAUAACAUUCUUCAAUUCUUCAUUCAACGAUUCUGUAAAGUUGCAAGCGAACAAAAUGUUCUCAUUGUUGAUCAACUUGGUUGCAUGAUAAUCAGCAAAUGUGAACCAGAAAUCUUUGAUGAGAUCAUGAAAAUGUUUUCACGCGUUACUGUUCAAUCAGCUUCAUUAGCUUACAGUUCAAAUCCUGAACAUCGAAAGCAAUAUCACAAUGUAUCUGAUGCCGUUGUCAAUGCUUUGGGAAAUAUCGCAGCAAACAUUCAAGGGGAGUCAGAAAUGCUUGAACUUUUGAUUAAACUUCUCGAGCUCUUCGUUCAGAUUGGAUUGGAAGGUGAAAGAAGUUACGACAAUGCGCCAGGUGCACAAAAAGCAUCAAACAGUGCUGGUAAUCUUGGGAUGUUAAUUCCUGUCAUUGCCACAACUGUUCGUCGUUUACAACCAAUUCGAACUCCCAAAACACGAUUGCAUAAAUUAUUUAAAGACUUCUGGAUGUAUUGUGUUGUUAUGGGCUUCACAAAUGCUCGUUUGUGGCCAUCAGAUUGGAUUCAGGGAGUGCAACAAAUAGCUGCAAAAUCGCCACUUCUCAUCUCACAAACACCACACAAAUCUGAAAUGCGCGAAUUAAAUUAUUCAUCAGCUAUUCGUUCCGAUAGUGUAAGUUUGAAUGAACUUCGAAGUCAAAUUCUGUUGCUUCUCGAUCAUCCACCAGCUGAAGUCACCGCUUACAUCAAUAAACUGACAUUCGCUCAGUGCACUUACUUGUUGAGUGUUUAUUGGUUGGAAACUUUACGUGUUGAGAAUGCAAUCGAGCCGAGCCUUGAUCCAAUCUUGAGUUAUCUUUGUGAUCCAGUUUUACAGAAAGAUAAAUGCGGAAUGUGGCAAUGUGUGAAAUGCAUUGGUGAUCAAGUGUUUGAGAAAUUCUUAACAGUUCUCGUUGAACAAGAUUUAAAGCGUGAAAAAGUUUUAGAAUCACAAGCACGAAUGCUUCUCGUUUAUUUCAAUCACAUUCAUAAACAAAUUCAACUUGUUGCUGAUCAGUAUUUAUCACAAUUAGUUGAUAAAUUUCCACAUUUAUUGUGGAAUCGGAAUGUUCUUUGGUGCAUGCUUGACAUUCUUCAAAUGUUGGCAUAUUCAUUAACAUUUGAUGCAAAUCAACAAAUUCCUAUUCUUCAAGUUCCAAUGACAUCUUACACACUACAAUUCAUGGACAAUUCGCCAGCAAGAGAGAAUCGUUUCAAAGAUUUCAGUGAUCGUUGUCAAGGAAUCUUCAAUGAAGCAAUGAAAUGGGCGCCAAACUACACACGAAGUCAUUUGCAACAAUAUCAAAGUUUAAGUCAUGAUACGCCAUUCUCAAAUCGUGAAGAAGCUUUAGCAUUUGAUUCUGUGAUAAGAUCAUGGCUUUCAGAUUGUGUUUCGGGUGUCAAUCGACGAUGUAAUGGACGUGGAACGUCGAGAUUUGUCUCAGUUUUAUGUUUAAGAAGUAAGUACACUGGGGAAGUUGCUGGAUUAUUGUCAGUAUUAGAUGAUGAAAGUAAACGCGGUUUAUCAGAUAAACUCACAAAUGAUAUUUGGGAAGCAACGAAAGAAAAGAACGAAGUGAAACAUAAAGGCGCUUUAUGGAGAGGCACAGCUUAUCUCAUUCAAACGUUUGACAAUUUAGAGUUGGGAAAGCUUCUUCAUGCAAUUGCGACGUCGCAAGUUGAAUUAUUCACUGAAUCAGCUGUUGAGACAGCUGUUGAAUGUUGGCAAUGGAUUCUUACAGCACGUGAAGAUUUAGAAUUGAGUUUCAUUCGUGAAAUGAUUUCGGCAUGGCAAAUAACGUUCGAGAAGAAGAUUGGAUUGUUUUCAGCUGAAAUGGAAGUGACAAGUCCGUUAGCAGCACAUGAAGGUUGUCGUCUUGUGCCGAAGCCAAUUAAUGUCAAGCCACACAUCAUUUGGUUGGAUCUUCUCACUGAAAUGGUCGACACAGCGAAAUAUUGCAAUCGUGAUAAAGUUGAAAUGUUGUGCAUGCUUGUUCAUCGUUGUCUUCCCAUCGAUAAACAUUUGAAACAAAAUCGUAACAUUUCAACAGUUGGUUGUCGGUUUAAGCUUCUUCAAUGUGGUUUGAGCUUGUUGCAAGGCAACACAAUACCGAAAAGCAUCGCAAGAAACAUUCUUCGUGAAAGAAUUUACUUCCACGCACUUGAUUACUUUUGUGCAGCACCAAUGUGUCCAUCACAAAAUCGUGAAGAUCUUCUUGAAGAUAUAACAAUUCUCAUGACAUUUUGGCAGACGAUGAGAUCAGAAAAGAAACAUUUAAUGACAUCAGAAAUGUCGGAUUACGAACUUGCACCAAGUGCAACAUCACAAAAUCUUACAGUUGCAACGAAGCAAUUUAAUGCUGAUUCAAUAUCAAUGGCUGGGAGGGAUGUCGCAAGAUCAACAAGCAGUGGAGCUGCCGGAUGGUACAACACAAUUCCACAUUCAACUUCGACAUUAUCGAAGCGUACAACAAGACAGAAACGAAAUGCUGGGCAGAAAGAUGCUUACGACAAAGAUUAUAUGAAGAAAAGAAAUUUAAUUCUCGAAUUACUUGCUGUCGAAAUUGAUUUUCUUGUCACUUGGUACAAUCCAUUGUCACUUCCAGAACUUCAGAUAAAUCCGAAAAGUGAAGAAGCUUUGGCUGGUUGGCGUGCACGUCCAAUUAAAAUCAACUUAUGGAAAGAUUACACGCAACUUGCAUGGAGUUAUAAUCCAGCUUUGGCUGUCUUUCUACCACAAAGAAUAACAAAUGCUGAGAUAAUUGAUGAUGAAGUUUCUCGUUUAGUUAUUGCCGAUCCAAUUGCUGUGUCGCAUAUUCCCGAAGCUCUUAAAUAUCUUGUGACGACAAAGAAUCUUCUUUCUGAUGCAACGCAAUUAAAUUUCAUGUUGACAUGGUCAAAGAUUGAACCAAUUCAAGCUUUGGCUUAUUUCUCACGACAAUAUCCGACGCAUCCAUUAACAGCACAAUAUGCUGUGAAGACACUCGGUUCAUAUCCAGCUGAAGCUGUUCUUCCUUACAUUCCCCAACUUGUUCAAGCUCUUCGUCAUGAUACGAUGGGAUAUGUCACGGAAUUCAUUAAACACAUUUCAAAACGUUCGCAAAUUGUUGCACAUCAAUUAAUUUGGAAUAUGCAAACGAAUAUGUACAUGGAUGAAGAUAUGCAUCAAAAGGAUCCAAAUUUGUAUGACAUUCUCGAUGCACUUGUCAAUUCCAUUAUCGCUUCAUUAUCGGGACCGGCAAAGAAGUUUUAUGAAAGAGAAUUUGAUUUCUUUGGCAAAAUAACGGCUGUGUCGGGAGAGAUUCGAAGUUUUCCGAAAGGACCGCAAAGGAAGAAAGCUUGUCUCGAUGAGUUGAGAAAGAUUGAAGUGCAACGUGGAUGUUAUUUGCCAUCAAAUCCUGAAGCGAUGGUUCUUGACAUUGACUACAAUAGUGGAACGCCAAUGCAGAGUGCAGCUAAAGCUCCAUAUUUAGCUAGAUUUAAGAUACAACGUUGUGGAAUAACCGAACUUGAACAAAUGGCAAUGGAUGUGUCGAACAAUGCAAAUAGUAGUGGCGGUGUUGGAAGUAAAACAACAUCACCAACAAAACCGCAACUUUCACUUCAUGUUGAAGGAUGGCAAGCAGCAAUCUUUAAAGUCGGCGAUGAUGUUCGUCAAGAUAUGUUGGCACUUCAAGUUAUUUCAAUUUUUAAGAAUAUUUUUCGGCAAGUUGGCUUGGAUCUUUAUUUAUUUCCUUAUCGUGUUGUUGCAACAGCACCUGGUUGUGGUGUGAUUGAAUGUGUGCCGAAUGCAAAGUCAAGAGAUCAAUUGGGACGACAAACAGAUACAGGACUUUAUGAAUAUUUCUUGCACAAUUAUGGCGAUGAAACGACGAAAGAAUUUCAAAUGGCGCGAAGUAAUUUUGUGAAAUCAAUGGCGGCAUAUUCAGUGAUUGGGUAUUUGUUGCAGAUAAAAGAUCGUCAUAAUGGAAAUAUUAUGAUUGACACGGAAGGUCACAUUAUUCAUAUAGAUUUUGGAUUUAUGUUUGAAUCGUCACCGGGUGGAAAUAUUGGCUUUGAACCUGAUAUGAAGUUGACUGAUGAAAUGGUGAUGAUUAUGGGUGGUAAAAUGGAAGCAGCGCCUUUUAAAUGGUUUUGUGAACUUUGCGUUCAAGCAUUUCUUGCUGUCCGUCCAUAUCAAGAUGCGAUUGUGUCACUUGUGUCAUUGAUGCUUGACACGGGCCUUCCAUGCUUCCGUGGUCAGACGAUUACAUUGCUAAAGCAAAGAUUUGUUGCGAACAAGAACAGUAAAGAUGCAGCUGCACAUAUGUUGGGCGUCAUUAAGAAUUCUUACCAGAAUUUCAGAACAAGAACUUACGAUUUAAUUCAAUUUUAUCAAAAUCAGAUUCCAUCACUUGAUUAUGAUGAAGCUGGUGAUAAGGAGAAAGCCAUCCAAUAUUACACAGAAGCUGUUGAAGUAAUAUUAAGUAUAAGUGAUAGGGAAAAGAGAGAGAAACUCAAUAAGUUUGCAAAGCAAGCACUCGAUCGUGCAGAAGAGUUGAAAGGUGUAAAAAACCCUUGUGCCGAGCCAGAAAAAUCAACAGAUCCAAUUCAGCAUGCAUCAACAAGUUCAUCUAAGGAAUUAUCACCAAGUCAUUCGUUAUCAGUCAAUAAACCGACUUUAAAAACUAUUUCAAAAGAAUCCUACACAUUGGAAGAGAAGAAAGUUCUUGAAAAAACUUCAUUAAUCAAUUCCCGCAUUUAUGUUCCCUUCAUGGCUGUUGACACCAAGGAACGUUUUGUUUUUCCGAUUCCCUUCACAGACAAAGAUGGAAUGCUUGAACUAGCACCAAAACAAAAGAAAGAAUUUCAAGAAUGGGUGAGAAUUAGCGACUUAUGUGAACAUCCAAGCAUCAUUAUGGGAUCACAUGCAGACUUCUACAGCAUCAAACAAACAGUCGUGUCUGAUUGUUCGUUUGUUUCAUCAUUAACUGUUGCUGCACUUUAUGAAAAGAAAUUUAAUAGAAGGAUUUUAACGUCGAUUAUUUAUCCGAGAAAUUCGAAAGACGAACCAGUUUACAAUCCAAGUGGAAAAUAUUCUGUGAAACUUCAUGUGAAUGGAAUUGCACGUAAAGUUAUCAUCGAUGAUUAUUUACCAGUUGGUCGAUACAAUCAACUUCUGUGCUCAUAUUCAAGUAACAAGUCGGAAUUUUGGGUGUCAUUGAUGGAAAAAGCUUACAUGAAGUUGAUGGGCGGCUACGAUUUUCCCGGGUCAAACAGUAACAUUGAUUGUUAUGCUUUAACUGGUUGGAUACCUGAACGAAUAACAUUGAGAAAAGAUGAUGACGAUUUUAAUAGCGACGCAGUAUUUAAUCGAUUGAAAGAAGGUUCAGAAGCUGGACGUUGUUUGAUCACUGUUGCAACUGGUGAACUUUCCGAUGUUGAAUGUGAGCGAACUGGACUUGUCUCGACACAUGCUUUUGCUGUUUUAAAAUUAGCUGAAGUAAAUGGUGUGAAGCUGUUAAGAUUAAAAAAUCCGUGGUCUCAUCUAAGAUGGAAAGGAAAUUAUUCCGAACAAGAUUUAGCGCAUUGGACACCAGAACUUCAAAGUAUUCUAAAUUAUGAUCCAAAAGUGGCACAAACCAUCGACAAUGGAGUCUUUUGGAUUGACUAUCGUUCACUUUUAAACUUUUUUGAUGUUUUUUAUUUGAAUUGGGAUCCGGAAUUGUUUAAGUUUACUUAUUGUACUCAUCAGUCAUGGAAUGCUGGAACUGGUCCAAGUAGAGACGCUUACAAUGUUGGAGACAAUCCUCAAUUUUCUUUGAAUGUUCCAGCGGGUCGUGGUUCAAUUUAUGUUCUUCUCACACGUCACAUUACUUCAAUUGAUGAUUUUCGUGAGAAUAAAGAAUACAUAACGUUGCUUGUGUACAAUCAUAGAAAUGGCAAACGUGUAUAUUAUCCACAUGAUCCACCACCGUUUCUUGAUGGAAUAAGAAUAAACAGUCCGCAUUAUCUGUGCAAGAUACGAUUGGAUCCACAAACAGCUAGAAAUUAUACAUUAAUUGUGUCACAAUAUGAGAAGACAACGACGAUCUUCUACACACUUCGAGCUUAUUCUCGUGAGCCAUUUGAGUUGAGGGAGAUUAAUAAUAAAUUUGCAACGAAUACUCAAUUGAAUGGUGAAUGGAGCAUUGCGAACUCAACAGCAGGUGGAUGUCAGAAUCAUAAAACAUACAGAACAAAUCCGCUUUAUAAAAUAACGAUGCCGAAUGAUGGAAAUUUAAUUAUUGAAUUACGUGCACCGAAAGUUUUUCAAGUUGGUCUUGAUUUGACGAUAAGUUCAUUGGAAGAUCCAAAUGUCACAGCGCCCUUUAUCAAUAAAACAACAGACAGUUUUAGAAGCGGUUUUUGUGUACUUGACAUUGAGAAUCUACCAGCUGGCGUGUACAAUAUCAGACCUUCAACUUUCCUCCCUAAUCAAGAAGCACCAUUUUUCUUAAAAUUAAAUUUCAUAAUGGAUUAUGGUGGUUUUUGCGGCUCUUGUGAUCUAUGCUCUUAUGCAUAUCAACCAAACUCUUUUAGCAAAUACACUUGCUGUGAAAAGGAAUACAUAGUUCAAUCAAUGAUUCAAUCUGAAGCAAACUCUAAAGCAACUGGCUUUCGAUCACUUGGAAGAAAAAAUUCUUUUGAUGCUUCAAAUUCUAAAAAACCUCCCGUUCUUUAUAAAUCUCUCAAAUGUACAGAACAUAAACCUUCUCAAAAAAACAUAACAAACUUCAAAUCAAUAAAAGAAGAAGACGAAAAUUGUCAAGUUUUAAAAUCAAAGAAUUUGUCUGAGACAUUUCGAAAGACUUUAAUUCACCCUGAUGAUUGUACUUGUGUUGAGUGUUGUAAAACAAAAAAUUCUUCAUCGACUGGUACAAGUCGUCGUCAUGGCAAAUUUUAUAUUCUUGUUAAUUUUGUUUUUCUUGUCUUUACAGCUGAUUUCAGCAGUGAAAUUGAAUUAAAAAAUACUCUGCUAAAGAAAUCUUCAAAAAAUUCAAACAGUUUAAAAAUGUCGAAAUCUUCGUCAGAACGAAAUAUGAAAAAUUAUCUUUAUGAUAAUCCAGAAUUGAAGAUAAAACCGUCAAUUGAAACAACAAACCUUGAAGAAGAUCUUAAUUCUGACUUAACUGAUUGUUGGAUACUUCAAUGUCCUAAAAAUGUCGAUGUAAAUGAAUUAUUAGGAUGCAAACUAAGUAAGUCAGAGUCGUUCAAAUGUAAUGCUGAAAGUUUCACGACACCAAAAACUCUUGCACUAAUAACUGAAGAGCGAGCUGCCGAAUAUCAAUGCGUUUGCCCAAAUCUUAAAUUAUUCAAUCCUAUUGGAAAAAUUGUUUUAACUGCAGCAAAUGAUUCUUUGAAUGUAGAAAGUGAUGUGGAGAUCAAAAGCGAAAAUAGUUGCAAUGACAGCGACCAGGAAUCAAAACCAAUUCAACAAGUAAAGAAAACAUCAAAGAAGAUUAAAGACCAAGUCUUCACAAUUGAAACCAAAAUCACAGUUGAAGAUUGUCAGCCUAGAAAGAAAAAAAUUCAAGAGAAGAAUCAGCCAGAAGAAUGUUUAGAUCAAAUUCAUAAAAAGAAAAAAAUAAAAAAAGAAAAAUGUUGAUUUUUUUAG
Clunio marinus is the source of this 9620-nucleotide messenger RNA. Lineage: Eukaryota; Metazoa; Arthropoda; Insecta; Diptera; Chironomidae. The record is from the annotation of a GenBank genome assembly.